GCAGCGUGGGAUAAGAGUGGCAUUUUCUUGUCCAAAGAUAAUUACCUCAGUCUGGUAAAUGACAAUCAAAGCCUCAAAAAUCGUAUCGAAGAAUUGCAAAUAACGGUUCGGACUCAGGAAGAGAUGCGGGAAAAGGACCGUCGCGUGAUUGAAGCAUACAAGACGUCUCAACGAUCAAUGGCUCUGGAUUUCGAGGCAAAAACCGAAGAAUUCAAGGCCGUUCAGACGUCAUUCAGCCAGUCAGCUCAAGUCCUAAUGAACACGUUCAUGGAAGACAAGGUCAAGGAACUUGCAGACGGUCAAAAGUACGUUGAGGAUAAUCUGAACAA
Messenger RNA from Paraglomus occultum, 329 nucleotides. Lineage: Eukaryota; Fungi; Glomeromycota; Glomeromycetes; Paraglomerales; Paraglomeraceae. The record is from the annotation of a GenBank genome assembly.